UGGCGGUAAUGCACCCAGACCCUGGUUUGAGAAAUGCCACUAAGCACCAAAGAAGACGAAAGAGGAAGCCGAACAGAUGUCUGGUUGUACUGCAAACACAUGCGUGAAGUUUUUCUGUCCUCUUGGGAAAGACACGGUCUCAUGGACGCAGAAGUACUUGUCCAAGCCCCAGUCCCUCAUGUGCUGGAGAAGGUUCUUGGUGUUGAGCCUCAGGCACAGUCUAAAGCAGCAGCAUUUACCAAGGCGUUUCUGAAGAACAGCAUUCAGCACCCAGCACGCCACGAUCUGAAGAGCAUGCUGACACGUAAGGCUGUGAUUCUGGGCUACAUCAGGCCCAAGAAGGAGAAGACCAAGAGGAACAGCAAGAAAGCCAAAGGACUAAAUGCACGGCAGAAGAAGGCGAUGAAGAUCUUCCAGCUUAAGCCUGAACACCAGAGAUAUGAGCUUUUCCUGCCUCUGCAAGAACUCUGGAGACAGUAUAUUAUUGAGCUGUGCAGUGGAUUGAAACCAACAAGUCCUCAGUUUGUGCAGCAGAAACUUCUGAAGGCAGACCUUCACGGUGCUAUCCUUACAGUGGUCCGGUCCAAAUGUCCAUCAUAUGUGGGGACUACAGGGAUUCUCGUGCAAGAGUUUAAACAUGUUUUCAAAAUCAUCACCAAAGAGGACAAACUGAAAGUGAUCCCAAAAAGGAACAGUGUGUUUGCAGUGGAGAUCAACGGCUUUGUCUCACACAUCUUUGGAAGUAAGUUUGAGCAGCGAGCCAGCGAACGCUCUGCCAAGAAGUUUAAAGUGAGAGGAACCAUUGACCUGUGACCUGGCACUGAGUGUCACCAAAGACUGCCGUGUGCCAUACCAAGAGACUUUACAUUCCCGUACACCUACUGCUCCUAGUGGACAUUGAAGCAGCUGCAACAAUAAUGACCAGUGUGUAGAAGAUAAAAAAAUGGUCAUGUGUAAAGGAAGCAGAACCACAUAAAAAGCACUGCAGGGUUUUUUGCUUUAUUUUGUUUUUUGACUUUGUUGCAUAUAUAUGACCUUCACACAUAGUGUCACUUUAUUUUAAUGGGGAACUUUCCAACAAGAAGACUGCCUUACAAGCCUUUAGAUGUAGAGUUUGAAUGAGAUGGGUUUCCUCAGGCAGGUAGGUAGUAAAGAGAUGCUUUUGAGGUUUGAAGUGUAGUAUCCAGUGUUCUGGAAGCUUGACUUAUACCAGAGACCCAACUGUUGGAUAAAUGAGAUAUGAUGGUUUCACCUCAGAUGUGUACUGCAUAUCAGAGCCUUGUUAAAAAUCUGUGGAAUUGUCUGAGGCUCCCCACCCAUGACAGGUGGUGCUGUUACAUGAAGAUUGUUAAACAAAUACUGGUGUUGAUUAUGUUCUGUUGUUGCAGUAUCUAUACUCUCUGUGAGAAAGCUGAUGCACCAGUCUAUGUUCAGUUCUGUCUCUUCUAAACACUAGAGAGCUAAAAAUCUACCUUGUGUUCGGUGGAGCUGGGUAUCAAACCUAAAUACUUUCUGCAAACUGAUCCAGUGUUUACUUGCUUUUACUGUCACUGACUUCCUGGUUGAGCCAGAUAACCUGAGAACAACAAUUUCGUAUAGUUUAAAAAAUACGUAAUCAAGUGUGGGACACUUGGUACAAAAAACAAAUAGAGACUCCAACGAAGAACACAAAUGGAUGUGAAAAUGGAAGAAGUAUCUAUUUUAAGUUCUUAAAAAAAUAAAUAAAUGAAAUACACUGCUGUUCAAAAGUUUAGGGUCACUUGGAAUGUCCUUACUUUUGAAAGAUAACAAUGAAGAUAACAUUAAAUGAAUCAGAAAUACAGUCUAGACAUUGUUAAUGUGGUAAAUGACUAUUCUAGCUGGGAACGGCUGAUUUUUAAUGGAAUAUCUACAUAGGGGUACAGAGGAACAUUUCCAUCAACCAUCACUCCUGUGUUCUAACGAUACAUUGUGUUAGAUGAUUGUGUUGGAAGGCUGAUUGAUGAAAAGGAAACCCUUGUGCAAUUAUGUAAGAACAUGAAUAAAAGUGAGUUUUCAUGGAAAGCGUGAAAUUGUCUGGAUGACCCCAAACUUUUGAAUGGUAGUGUAUGUUACAAUAUUCACAUUAAGACUGGAGACUUCAAGUGCUAUUGGAAUCUACAUUGUCAGGCUUGUAGGAUCAGCUUCAUAUCACUCAUGUUUUUAAUGUACAGCUGCAUGAAUAAUGUCUGCUUAUUUUAGACAAUCUGGGCCAUUUGGAUAUAUGUAUUGUUUGUUGUACAGGUGCUUGCAAUCCUUAAUGCUGCAGUAAAUCAGCUAACCAUAGCUUCAAUUUUUCUUACCAUAUUCAGGAUGCACAAUGAUUUGCUAACAUCUCUUGAAUUCUAUUUUAUUUUUGCUCAUUUAUAAGUUCUGAAAUGUAAUUCCAGUUUUUCAAAUGUUGUGUUGUUGUGAGAGAAGACUUUAUUAUAUCAUCUCAUUUACCUCUUUGCUGGAUAUUGAAAAUGUCUUUAAAGUAGUAUUUAGUGAGAAUUGUGGUAUUUGAAAUGUAUUUCUUUAGCUGAUUUUGUUUGUCUCAUGAACAAUAGAGGAAAGAAAAUUUUUUUU
Molecule: messenger RNA, 2586 nt
Organism: Amphiprion ocellaris (clown anemonefish)
Lineage: Eukaryota; Metazoa; Chordata; Actinopteri; Pomacentridae
Gene: pop4
Product: POP4 homolog, ribonuclease P/MRP subunit
Exons: 7
Coding region: 34-813 (259 amino acids)
Biological process (GO): tRNA 5'-leader removal; rRNA processing
Cellular component (GO): ribonuclease P complex; ribonuclease MRP complex
Molecular function (GO): ribonuclease P RNA binding
Source: RefSeq, a predicted model, not a curated record